UCAAGGUGAACCAAACCGACAACAAACCUAUACUACUGAAUACACACUCAGAAAAAAAAAACAGCAUCAACUACGUAAUCGACGUAACACUGCAGUUUCCGCAUACCCUCAACCAAAUCUUCACAAAAAGAGUGAUAAUGCCGCUUGAUCUAAUCGGAUUCGCCUAUGCGGCCACCGUCGCCGCAGGCGGUAUAAUGGGCUUUUACAAAGCAGGUUCUAUUCCAUCACUCGGUGCUGGUUUAUUCUUUGGUGGAGCUUUGGCCUAUGGUGCAUACCAAGUGACUCAAGACCCAACCAACUACUCUUACCAACUUGCAACCAGCUCUAUGCUGGCCGGUGUGAUGGGUUACAGAUUCUACAAUUCAGGGAGAAUCAUGCCUGCUGGUGUUAUUUGUGUGUUGUCAUUGGCUAUGAUAGCACGCAUUGUUCUGAACGCUCCCAGUACUGCUAUACCUGAUAAAAAUCUGAUGCGAAAAAUCUAAUCUUGUCAUUUAAAGUGCAAGAGGUGAUUCUAGCAUUUUUCUCUAUUUCUUAAUAUUUCCAAUUGGUGAUGGUUGCUGUUACUACGAAUUACAGUCUAAUGUCACCUCACACCUGAAGAGUUUGUAGUCUUCCUACAGUUUUGUUAUGUAUCUUUUUAAACUAUGUAAUGCUAGUGAAUUUGGCUAUCCACAGCAGGUAAAUGGUAAAGUUUUGUGGGUGCUGGUAUUUUGUCUUACUCUUCAAAGUACAAAGAGAAUGAGCUAUAUUAAAUGAUGAUCAAAUGUUCAAUAAAUGAACUAAUCAGGAAAA
This is a messenger RNA of Dalotia coriaria, 792 nucleotides long. RefSeq names its product transmembrane protein 14C. NCBI's taxonomy places the organism in Eukaryota, Metazoa, Arthropoda, Insecta, Coleoptera, Staphylinidae. The transcript has 2 exons. The record is from RefSeq and is a predicted model, not a curated record. Gene Ontology annotation, cellular component: mitochondrial membrane. Gene Ontology annotation, biological process: regulation of heme biosynthetic process. The coding region runs from base 138 to 482 and encodes 114 amino acids.